AUGCUUCGGACAUCCACACUUCGAGCUCCGUUGCCUCGGGCAAUAGCUCGUACAUUCACCACCUCCACCUGCCCCGCGAAUGCCGUCAACAUCACGAGCAAAUCUGCCACUCGGGUCCUCAAUAGUUCUCCUUCAUCAUAUAAGCUUAAGAGCUUGCAAUCUUCGUUUUCUCGUCUGCAAAGAAAUUUCCACGCAACUGCAUACAAUAUGUCACAAACAAGAACCGAAUCCGAUGCCUUUGGAAACGUCGAGGUCCCCUCGGACAAAUAUUGGGGAGCGCAGACUGAGCGUUCGUUGGAGAACUUCAAGAUAAACCAGCCUCAAGAUCGCAUGCCUCCUCCAAUUAUCAAGGCUUUUGGUAUUUUGAAGGGCGCGGCUGCAACUGUCAACAUGAAAUUUGGUCUAGACCCAAAGCUCGGAAAAGCUAUUCAAGAAGCUGCCAAGGAAGUCGCAGAUCUUAAAUUGCUCGACCAUUUCCCUCUUGUCGUCUGGCAAACCGGCUCUGGAACCCAGUCAAAUAUGAAUGCUAAUGAGGUUAUUUCGAACCGAGCUAUUGAAAUUUUGGGCGGAACCAUGGGAAGCAAGAAACCAGUUCACCCCAACGAUCACGUUAACAUGUCAGCUUCUUCAAACGAUACCUUCCCUACUGUUAUGCACAUUGCUGCAGUCCUCGAAAUCGAGAAUGAACUCCUUCCUGCGACUAAGUCAUUACGAGAUGCUCUCCAAGCUAAAGUAGAUGAAUUUGAGGCAAAGAAUAUCAUUAAGAUUGGACGAACCCAUUUGCAAGAUGCAACUCCUCUUACCCUCGCCCAGGAGUUUUCCGGAUAUGUCGCACAACUUGAUUAUGGCAUCGAGCGCGUCGAAUCAUCCCUGCCUCACCUUAGACUCUUAGCGCAAGGAGGAACUGCUGUAGGUACUGGUAUUAACACUUUCAAGGGAUUUGCAGAAGCUAUCGCAGAAGAGGUUACUAAGAUGACCGGAACACAAUUCACUACUGCACCUAACAAAUUCGAAGCUCUUGCAGCUCACGAUGCCAUUGUUCAAGCUUCUGGAUCCCUCACCACCCUUGCCUCAUCCCUCUUCAAGAUUGCCCAAGAUAUCCGAUAUCUUGGAUCUGGUCCUCGAUGUGGCCUCGGCGAGCUUGCCCUUCCAGAAAACGAGCCUGGAAGUUCGAUCAUGCCGGGUAAAGUCAACCCAACCCAAUGCGAGGCCAUCACUAUGGUUUGCGCCCAGGUCAUUGGAAACGGUACUGCUACAACCAUUGGUGGUAUGAACGGCCAGUUUGAGUUGAACGUUUUCAAGCCAUUGGUCAUUAGAAACUUGUUGCACAGCAUUCGAAUCUUGAGUGACGGAAUGAGAAGCUUUGAGAAGAACUUGGUGGUUGGACUACAAGCCAAUGAGGAGAAGAUUCAAAGUAUCUUGAAAGAAUCUCUCAUGUUAGUCACCUGCCUAAACCCAAAGAUUGGUUACGAUAUGGCUAGCAAAGUGGCCAAGAAUGCCCACAAGAAAGGAUUGACCUUAAAGGAAUCAGCCAUGGAGUUGAAGGCUUUGAGUGAAGAGGAUUUUGAUAAGUUGGUUAGACCGGAGUUGAUGGUUGGACCAGAGGAUUACAAGAAAUAA
This is a messenger RNA of Botrytis fragariae, 1620 nucleotides long. Its product is annotated as putative fumarate hydratase protein. The transcript is spliced from 3 exons. The record is from RefSeq and is a predicted model, not a curated record. Bases 1 to 1620 code for a protein of 539 amino acids. Gene Ontology annotation, biological process: malate metabolic process; fumarate metabolic process; tricarboxylic acid cycle. Gene Ontology annotation, cellular component: tricarboxylic acid cycle heteromeric enzyme complex; mitochondrion. Lineage: Eukaryota; Fungi; Ascomycota; Leotiomycetes; Helotiales; Sclerotiniaceae. Gene Ontology annotation, molecular function: fumarate hydratase activity.